GGUGUUUCUCUAAGGUGUCCAUGCUCUGAAAACCAGCAUGGUUCGAAAACGGCAGGGAGAGUUAGAAACAUUUAAAGAAAAUCUGGAUGACGAUGAACCUGCAAAAGAUGAAGAUGAAGAUGAGGGAGAAGGAGAGUCAUGCACGGAAGGGGAUCAGGGAAAUUCUAAAGAUGAAUUUACCUUGGAAGACGUUUUACGUCUGGGAGGGACUAAGGCAGACUAUGCCAUGCUCGUGUCCGUAGACGAGUCCAUCGAGCUGACGGAUGGAGGAAAGAAAGGGGCCAUCGACGACCUCAAGGAUGGCGAGCUGGAAGCUUUCAUCAACAAGCUGGGGAUCCGCUCCCACUCGGAGUCCUGGCACAUCGUGCACGACGAGCCCCAGGAGCAGGGCAGGAAGGACACCGGCCAGAAGAAGGAGGGCAAAAAAGCGGGAGCAGAAAAAGGGAAGGCAGAAAAGAAAAGUAAGGACCAGGGGACCGAGCAGAAUGAAAAGCCCAGCAAGAGCAAAAAGACUCUUACUGCGGACAGCACAGGGAAGAAGACGAAGCCAAAAAUCAACGUGUUUGAGUUUCAGCCGAGGCAGGUGCUGUUGAUCAAGCCUGGUGGCAAGUGGUACGACCUGGACUAUAGUAACGAAUUCACUUCCCAGCCACAGGACGGAGCGCUGGUCUCCCAGUACAAAGCCCUGGCCCAGAAGCUGUUCGAAGCCGAGACGGAGCUGUACAAAAGCAAAAAGAACGUGCAGAAAGGUGCCAGCUCCACCUGGAUGAAGACCAUCGUCUCCACUGGCACGCUGGUGGAUAGGAUGGCAGCGAUGACCGUUCUCAUUCAGGACGCUCCGGUCCAUUGCCUGCAGUUUGUGGAGACGCUGGUCAGCCUGAUCAAGAAGAAGGGCAGCCGGAGGCAGAGCCUAAUGGCCCUGGACACUUUCCGAGAGCUCCUGUUGUCAGACCUGCUCCCAGAGCACCGCAAGCUGCAGGCCUUCUCCCAGCACCCUUUCGACAAAGUCGAGGAGCUGUCCAGCGGAAACAGGGACGCCCGGGACCGCCGCCUCAUCCUCUGGUACUUCGAGCACCACCUGAAGCACCAGGUAGCGGAGUUUGUCGUGGCCCUGGACGGUCUGGCGCACGACACUGUUAUGGCAACCAAAGCCCGGGCCUUGACAACCGCUCACGAGCUGCUGUGUUCCAGACCCGAGCAGGAGAAGGCCCUCCUCAACCAAGUUGUGAACAAGCUGGGAGAUCCCGAAUACAAAACAGCCGCCAAGGCCUCCUACCUGUUGGAGACUUUGCUACGCAAGCAUCCAAACAUGAAGACGGUGGUGUGCGGUGAAGUGGAGAGGCUGAUGUUCAGGCCCAACAUCAGUCUCAAGGCACAGUACUACUCCGUCUGUUUCCUCAACCAGAUCUUGCUAAGCCACGAAGAAAGCAAUCUGGCCAACAAGCUGAUCAGUAUCUACUUCUCUUUCUUCCGGGCCUGCAUCAAGAAGAAAGACAUUGAGUCCAAAAUGCUGAGCGCCCUGCUGUCUGGCGUGAAUCGGGCCUACCCUUAUUCCGAGGCAGGAGACGAGAAAAUAAAGGAGCAGCUGGACACUCUCUUUAAAGUGGUGCAUUUAGUCAAAUUUAACACCGCUGUCCAGGCUUUAAUGCUUCUGUUUCAAGUAAUGGAUUCACAGCAGACCAUCUCCGAUCGAUACUACGUUGCGCUCUACAAGAAGUUACUGGACCCUGGCCUCUCGCAGUGUUCCAAGCAAGCCAUGUUUCUGAACCUGCUCUAUAAGUCCCUGAAGGCAGACAUUGUACUGCGCAGAGUGAAGGCCUUUGUAAAGAGGCUCCUACAGGUCAGCUGUGAGCAGAGCCCCACUUUCAUCUGUGGAGCCCUCUACCUCGUGUCGGAGGUCAUGAAGGCCAAGCCGGGCCUGCGAAUCCUGCUUCAGGAGAACGGGGAAGGCGAGGAAGAGAAGUUUGAGGACCUGGAUGAGGAUGAUGAUGACUCAGAGGAAAAGUUUACAGAUGCUGAUAAGGAAGAAGAAGGUGGACAAGGCCAGACACAGGCCGAGAACCCAGUGAGAACUGCCCCGUCCAAGCCAACGGCAUCAUGGGUACACCACCAGAACCUUGAAGGUGGGAAGAAUCUGGGAGCCUACGACCCCCUGCACAGGAACCCUCUGUACUGUGGGGCUGAUGGCAGCACUCUGUGGGAGCUCGCCAGGCUCUCUUCACAUUUCCACCCCUCAGUGGCCCUUUUCGCCAGCACGAUCUUGCAGGGCGAGAGCAUCGGUUACACCGGAGACCCUCUGCAGGACUUCACUCUCAUCAGGUUCCUGGACCGCUUUGUCUUCAGAAACCCCAAACAAAACAAGGGAAAAGACAAUGUAGACAGUGUGGUUAUGCAACCUAGACAGAGACUGUCAAUGAAUAAUGUCCGCAGUUUGGCUGUGAACUGUCAGGAGUUUCUUGAAAAAGACGAGAGUCAGAUCCCAGUGGAUGAGAUCUUCUUCCAUCGGUUUUUUAAAAAACGGGAGAAGGAGAAGGAACUGCACAGGCCUCGCGGAGGCAGGGACGACGAAAGUGUUGAGGAUGUGGAUGAUGACGAGUUUGAGAGGGCACUGGAUUCAUUUGAAGGAGAUAGCUACUUCACAGAAUUUGAGGACAACAGUCUCGAUUUUGCUGGCAAUAUGAAGAAGACAGCCAAGCAAGGCAAGAAGGGGGACUCGGACUCCGACUCCGACCUGGAGGAGGGGGAUCUGGAUGAUGAUGAAGUGUCUCUGGGCAGUAUGGAUGAGGAGGACUUUGGAAACGAGCUAGAGGAAGCUGGUGGAGCAUUCAUGGACGUGGGAGAUGAUGACGAUAAAGAGAUAGAAGAUAUUGACACGAAUAUUUUUGAAGAAGUUGAAGUUGGAGAAACGCCAGAGAUCGGAGCACGUCCCAAAACAGGCAAGAGGAAGAAAUCAGAAGAUCUUGAACUUUUGGGUUCGUUAGGGUCAAAAUCAGGAAAGAAGAAGAAAAAGAAAGGCUUAGGGGAUGAUAACAUGCUUGCUACUGCAGAAGAGUUUGGGUAUCUCCUGGAUGAAAACACAGGAUCAAAGUUUGACAAUAUUGGCAUGAAUGCAAUGGCAAACAGAGACAAAGCAGGAGUCAAGCAGCUCAAGUGGGAGGCCGCGCGCAACGACUGGAUCCAGGGUAGAGAUGUCAAGACGCUGAGGAAGAGGAAGGCGAUGUUCAAGAGGAAUAAACACCUGGGCAAACCGAAGGGGGGGAGAAAAAAGCAGAAGAAUUAACGUGUUGCCUGUCAAAGAGUACAUUUCGAACGGAUGCUGCUGCUGUUUUUUUAUGCCCCGUAUUUCUCCGCUCACCUCACUGUGUUUUUCCUCUGGACCACGCCUCAUUGUCCUCUUCCCGAAUUCCGUAAAUCCCUGCCCAUUCGUGGGAUUUAUAAUAAACUGAAAUGAUUAA
Molecule: messenger RNA, 3455 nt
Organism: Lepisosteus oculatus (spotted gar)
Lineage: Eukaryota; Metazoa; Chordata; Actinopteri; Semionotiformes; Lepisosteidae
Gene: cebpz
Product: CCAAT enhancer binding protein zeta
Cellular component (GO): nucleus
Source: RefSeq, a predicted model, not a curated record